Molecule: messenger RNA, 2784 nt
Organism: Cordyceps fumosorosea ARSEF 2679
Lineage: Eukaryota; Fungi; Ascomycota; Sordariomycetes; Hypocreales; Cordycipitaceae
Product: Serine/threonine-protein kinase
Exons: 2
Coding region: 1-2784 (927 amino acids)
Biological process (GO): autophagy; autophagosome organization; peptidyl-serine phosphorylation
Cellular component (GO): cytoplasm; autophagosome
Molecular function (GO): protein serine/threonine kinase activity; ATP binding
Source: RefSeq, a predicted model, not a curated record
AUGGCUAGCCGACAAGAAGGGACUUCGUCCCGCGGCUCUCGCAGGAGCAGCCGCCAUGUUGGCAGCUUCAUCAUCGAUAGGGAAAUUGGCAAAGGCAGUUUUGCAAAGGUCUAUAUGGGAUGGCACAAGGAGUCUAAAGCUGCCGUUGCCAUCAAAUCCGUCGAGCUAGAGCGACUCAACAAGAAGUUAAAAGAGAACCUAUAUGGAGAGAUUCAAAUUCUCAAGACUCUCCGGCACCCCCACAUUGUUGCCCUCCACGACUGCGUCGAGUCCUCUACACACAUUAACCUCGUCAUGGAAUACUGCGAGCUUGGUGAUUUGUCCCUUUUUAUUAAGAAGAGAGACAAGCUCAUCACACACCCGGCUACCCACGAGAUGGCACGCAAGUAUCCAUCUGCUCCCAACUCCGGGUUGCAUGAAGUCGUCAUCCGACACUUCCUAAAGCAACUCUCCAGCGCACUCGCGUUUCUGCGUGCCAAGAAUUACGUUCAUCGAGACGUUAAACCUCAAAAUCUCCUCUUGUUGCCAUCUCGAGCGUUCAGAGAAGAACGGGCUAUGCCCAUCAUGCAGGCUAGCCAGGAUUCUCUUAUUCCCAUAUCUGGUCUCGCCUCCCUGCCUAUGCUGAAGCUGGCCGACUUUGGCUUUGCGCGAGUUUUGCCUUCAACAUCUCUCGCCGAGACACUCUGUGGCUCGCCGCUGUAUAUGGCGCCUGAAAUUCUUCGGUACGAACGCUACGACGCGAAGGCUGACCUAUGGUCUGUUGGUACCGUGCUCUAUGAGAUGAUCACUGGACGCCCGCCCUUCCGAGCUAGGAAUCAUGUUGAGCUGCUCCGCAAGAUAGAAGCUGCAGAGGACAUCAUCAAAUUCCCCAGAGAAGUCACGGUAACUCCCGAUCUCAAAGCUCUCGUUCGUGCCUUGCUGAAGCGGAGUCCCGUUGAGCGCCUCAGCUUCGAAAGCUUCUUCACUCAUCGCGUCGUAACUGAUGAAAUUCCCGGCCUAGUCGAAGAUGACGUGCCAAUGCCAACCAAGCGGGAGCUGGAGACUAUCCGUCAAGGAGAGGCUAUGCCUUCAUCGCCACGGGCACCUAUGGCCCGGCAGUUGAGUAACGAUCCAAGAGACACACGCCCAUCUCCAGGGUCUCCCCGCGCUUCACCACGCUCCUCUAUCGUGGGUAGCCCUGCUGAAGUAAGCCGAAAGCGCCAGAGCCAAAAUUCUGAGCGUCGCUCGAGUACUUCGCCUCGUGAUAGUGGUCACGGCCUUGGUAUCCAACGACCAGCGCCGAUUCAGUCACACUCUGCCCCCAAUCAUCCUAGGGCCGCCGAUCGAAGUGGACGCGAGCCGCAGCCCUCGUCUCUACGUGUGGCGCGACAGCCAUUGGAUGUAUCCCUAACCGAAGAAGAGAAGGCCGCUCAGGACGUCAUGUUUGAAAGGGACUACGUGGUCGUUGAGCGUCGCCACGUUGAAGUCAACGCUUUGGCUGAUGAGCUGGCGGCGAACGAGAGACUGGGGCAGAACAACCCUUCCUCAAGGGCUAGCCCCAUGCAGCGGAGGUAUACUCAGCAAGGCUCGUCUGCAUCCACAACAGGCGCCAUUCCAACACCCGCUUCGCGAACGGCUCUCGUCGCCCAGGGACGCGCUCAGGAUCGCCGUUCCUCGUACGAGAAGGCACUCUCUGCUAGCCCCGGAUCUGCCUCGAGCGCCAUUUCCAAGGCCAUUCACGACGCUAGCCUCCGUCUAUUUGGAUACAGUGUCAACCCAAUCCGCCAAAAGGGGUCACCACCUCACUACCAGCCUUUCCCUGCAUACCCCACUCCGACAUCAGCUGGUCUUCUCGGCGACGGCAAGACCGCCCAAGUGUCUGACGAGGACGCCAGGGCUGCACAGGCCAUCGAGGAGUUCGCGACGAGGAGUGACUGCGUGUAUGGUUUUGCCGAAGUAAAAUACAAACAGCUGGUUCCACUGGCUCCAUCCAUGGAUUAUGGUCUUGGUGGUGUCGGCCACGAGGAGGGUACCGAUGAAGACGAUGGUCUCACAGUUGAGGCUACUGUAGCUCUCUCGGAGGAGGCUCUCGUUCUCUAUGUCAAGUCCCUUACGCUUCUUGCGCGAGCCAUGGAUAUUGCUAGUCUGUGGUGGGCAAAGAAAUCUCGGUCUGAAUCCACUAUCGUCUCGCAGACACUUGUGCAACGAAUCAAUGCCGUCGUUCAGUGGGUUCGUCAGCGGUUCAACGAAGUUCUGGAAAAGUCCGAGGUUGUACGCCUGAAGCUUACCGAAGCUCAAAAGUUGCUUCCUGAGGACCACCCCGGCCAUCCUUCGAGCCAAGGAGAGGAUUCAAUCGGGUCCUCCGCUGGCGGGUCAAGGCAGGUGUACCUGACACCAGGCAUCAGCGCCGAGAAGCUCAUGUACGACCGAGCGCUGGAGAUGAGCCGCGCGGCUGCCAUUGACGAGGUAACGAAUGAAAACUUGCCCGGCUGUGAGAUCUCAUACCUCACUGCCAUCCGCAUGCUGGAGGCAGUUUUGGAUAAUGACGACGAAGCCGCAAGUCGCAGGCUAUCGUCCGGCAAGGAGCCGGCCACGGACGCUGCCCAGGAAGGCUGCGAUCUGGACACGGAAGAAGUGGCCCACGUACGAAAGAUGACUGCAAUGAUUACGGCACGACUAAACAUGGUUCGAAACAAACAGAAAAUGAUUGCAGAGGCUAACAGCAAGGCGCAGCACAACUCUGCUAUGCGACGACUUAGCGGAGAAGUCACGCCGCGGAGUGUGCCAUCAUAUGGCUCAACAUAA